AGGAAGAAACCCGUAGCCCAGAGAGCAUUCAAGAUGAAAUACCUUUUCGUAGUUGCCUUCAUCGCCCUGGCCAUCCAGUUGGCUUCGGCCACCUCACCUACCACCACUGAUCCCACCACCACGACUACCACUGCGGCAACAACCACUACGACAGCUUCCUCCUCAACAACAACAACCACCGAAUCGUCCUCGUCCUCUACUGGAACGAAGAAAUGCUCCAAGAAGAACAACUGGUGUGGCACUUUCAGGCCCAAGAAGAAGUGCAAGCACCCCAAGAGGUGCCACAAGACCAUCGUGAGGGUGACCCACAGGAAGGGCUAAGCUACUACGG
Messenger RNA from Drosophila bipectinata, 331 nucleotides. RefSeq names its product mucin-like protein 1. NCBI's taxonomy places the organism in Eukaryota, Metazoa, Arthropoda, Insecta, Diptera, Drosophilidae. The record is from RefSeq and is a predicted model, not a curated record.